This is a messenger RNA of Paramacrobiotus metropolitanus, 1568 nucleotides long. RefSeq lists its product as uncharacterized. The record is from RefSeq and is a predicted model, not a curated record. The coding region runs from base 194 to 1360 and encodes 388 amino acids. NCBI's taxonomy places the organism in Eukaryota, Metazoa, Tardigrada, Eutardigrada, Parachela, Macrobiotidae. The transcript has 6 exons. Gene Ontology annotation, cellular component: membrane.
CGAGUACAGAACCAAAAACGUAAAAAUGACGGAAACAGAUUUGUGUUGGGCUAGUUAAACAUAACUAUAAGUGCACAUGUUGAUGACAACCAGCAACUUUCGUUUUUGCUAAAAUUGAUAAGUGACGAUUUUUUAUCCCGAUGAAAACCUACCCUAGUAUUGUGAUAAGGAGUUAGUCGAUCUCUUCCAAAACAUGGCUGCUCAAAUGCGCUGUACUUCCGUAUUGGUAUACAUUUUUCUAUAUUUGGCCACGCGUGCGAGUGCACAGAACGACCUGGUGCGCGUUAAUCCCGAACCCGAUCAAGACAGCCCGACCAUUUCCGGUCAGUUAGAGGCCAGAGAAGCUAGUACAGCCACCUGGAGGAAAGUCUGCCAUGCUAGCAGAACAAUGGCUGUUACCGAUCGUAUAGCUAUCGCUGCAUGUCGUAGCUUAAGAUAUAAUAAAGUCGUGAGAGUUCAAGUUGGAAGUUACGGACCUCCUGGAAGAUACUGGAUUCAGUUCUCAAACUGUCCCCCUGAUCCACAUUCCCUCCUUGCGUGCACCAGGCAGACUUUCGAGGGCACGGGUGAUUCGUGCAGGACUCGCAUGGUCUGGAUAACAUGCGAGGAUAAGAUUGAAACAGCAAAAGAUCCCUCAGAAGUACAGUGCAAUGAAUUCCGAAUUGUGCACCCUGGUGAAAGCCUCUUUUUCUUACCGGUUUCGGGAUGCCGCGCGAACCUACAAUCAGCAGACCCAUCUGCUUUAUUAAUUAUACGUGCCGCUUUGUGGCCCGGAUUGCAAGAGCCUUCCUCAGGACCAUGUACAAGCGAGCGUCCUGUUUUGCGCAUCGGAGAGUAUAGUAUAUCGUCGGGGACGGAAACGAUAGUGUCCAUUUCCAAUGCUACCAUGUGUAGGGCGAAUUCAGUUAGAGCUCGCGGAUCUAACACUCGACUGGAGUUGCAAUACUACGAUCGACCAGAUGCAGCCAACAAGCCCAAUAUAACAAUCACCGCACAACACCGGCUGCGCUGCACGACCACGGAAAUGCAGGUUGCCCUUUUAAAAGCGGCAGUAAACAUGACCGAGGAACAGGCUGACCGGGUCAGAGUUUAUGGAGGAUCUGCGGCGCAGCAUUGUACAGUGCAGUUGAAUCCAGAUAGCGACUUGAUCGAAUGGGGCACUUCUUUCGCCAAAUGUGGUACACGCUAUGACGAAGAAGAAAGAGCGUACGAAAAUACUCUGACGAUAGAAAAACCUACGGGUAAUGUUGAAUCUUUCUCUGGAACCCCAAUCGAAUAUACGGAAAAACUACAGUAUAUGCUAAAGUGCCGUGGAGGAGAUUUUCCCGUUCACAGCGGAAAUAUUACAAUGGCUAUCUGAAUAUUGGUAACAGACUUGAACAAUUCUAAAAUUUAGUAACCAAUGUCGAAGUCGCACUUUGCAAUACCAUCUAGCAGACUCGAGCAUAGAUUAAAGAUAAAAAUUAAAGCUCUAAAUGAAAGACAAUACUUUAACGAAGCGUGUUAGAAACUAAAGACAACAAGCAAAGAACACUAUUUAUAAAAAAUAAAGAUCAGCCGCGCUUCAU